This is a messenger RNA of Torulaspora globosa, 1107 nucleotides long. It is a transcript of the gene MAF1, whose product is annotated as RNA polymerase III-inhibiting protein MAF1. The coding region runs from base 1 to 1107 and encodes 368 amino acids. The transcript has 2 exons. The record is from RefSeq and is a predicted model, not a curated record. Gene Ontology annotation, cellular component: nucleus. Gene Ontology annotation, molecular function: RNA polymerase III core binding. Lineage: Eukaryota; Fungi; Ascomycota; Saccharomycetes; Saccharomycetales; Saccharomycetaceae. Gene Ontology annotation, biological process: negative regulation of transcription by RNA polymerase III.
AUGAAGUUCAUUGAUGAAUUGGAUGUAGAACGAGUCAAUCAAACACUGAACUUUGAGACGAAUGAUUGCAAGAUAUUGGGCGCAUGUGAUAUAUUCACAACAAAACCUGUAGCCUCUGAUAAGAAGCUGUAUAAGACAAUAGAUCAUCAUUUGGAAUCGUUAUUGCAAGAGAAUGAAGGAUAUAAUGCUGCGCUACAACAGCAAGCUAUAUUGGACUCAAAUGGUUCCUUAUCGGGGACAUUAUCGGAUAAUCACUCAAAUGACUUCAAUUCGUUCUGGGAACAAAAGAGGCGGAUGUCUGUUAGUGAAAACCAAGGCAAUAGUGGCCCUAAUAACAGCUUAAAUGGAGUGGCUUUCAAAAGCAAUAAACUAAAUGAUCAGAACUUGAAGGAGCUGGUUCACCACGGCGACUCUGGAUACCUUAGCUCUUCAUCUACAGAAUCAUCCAGUCGUGUCAAAGGCAAGAUUAGAAGGACCAGCAGUGCAAAUAGCUUCCAGGGUAGCAGGUCAUCUCUUGGAAGGAGAAGAUCUUCCGCUUACGAGAGCAAUAUAAACAUAGGUCCAUUUGGGCCCAUCAAUGAGACGGCGAGCCGGAGAACAUUUGCAUACUUGAUUGCUAUUUUGAAUGCUUCGUAUCCAGACCAUGAUUUUUCGUCUUUGGAACCUACCGAUUUUAUUAAGGUUUCGCUCAAAUCCAUGAUAUCAAAAUUCGAGAACUCAUUAUAUUCUCUGGGGAAACAACCUGAAGCAUGGAUGUGGGAGGUGAUAAAUUCCCACAUGGACAUGUCAGAUUGUGUGAUUUACCAAUAUUCUCCGGCAAAAUCUUUUAUGGAUGACGAGCCCGGCCACCUCUGGAGUCUCAAGUGGUUUUUAUUCAAUAAGAAGAGAAAGCGUGUGGCCUAUUUGUAUCUGACCUGCCUAAGAUUAAAGCGCUCUUCUAGCGAUAGUAUCAAUGAUGACGAGGAUAAAGAUGCUCCUCAAGCAAAGAAUAAAAGAAGAUUUACAAUAGAAGAUGACAUCAGUCGAUUUGAAGGCGAAUACGACUUGACUUAUGACGAAAACGCUAUCGAAGACGAUGAAGACCAUGUCAUUGAGAGUGAGAAGUAG